Scaptodrosophila lebanonensis is the source of this 1311-nucleotide messenger RNA. Its product is annotated as cell wall protein DAN4-like. The coding region runs from base 1 to 1311 and encodes 436 amino acids. The transcript has 2 exons. The record is from RefSeq and is a predicted model, not a curated record. NCBI's taxonomy places the organism in Eukaryota, Metazoa, Arthropoda, Insecta, Diptera, Drosophilidae.
AUGAUUCCACUUCGGCAUUGCUUUCUCUUCGGUGUGGCGCUAUACGCGACUACGGUAUUUGGCUACACUGGGAGCAAUCAGUACGGAAAGGAUGCACAGUUAAACCUCCUAUAUCAGUUCAUGAACGGCAAGAGCGGCGGCAGCUGCCCAGAGGGAAGUUUGCCAGUGUGUGCCACGGACGGUCUUCAAUAUCACAUCUUUGCAAAUAAAUGUGAAAUGGAUAGUCAAAAUAUGAAAUCGAUCCUGCUCAACCGGCCAGGACUUAUACUCGCAGACAUGCCGUACUGUGCAUUUGCUCUAAAAGGAUCUCCCAACUAUCCAGCUCAAUUUUAUCCAGCUGCCCAGCCUUCGUAUGGUAACUUCGUACCUGCAGCAUUCGCCUAUUCUGCUAUAAGGGGCAUGAAACCCUCUGCAUAUGCAGAAGGGCCGUUUCAAUCGCCACACCUAGCUUACCAUCCGGGAUCACCCUACUUUUCUGGCGUUGAACUGGAGCCAGCCACACCUCCGUCUACAGCAUCAACGACAACAGAGCCAACAUACACAACGGCUGCCCAAAAUCAGAAUUACCAUAGUCAAUGCCUGGAUCCUACUACACCCAGUGUCCUAAAUCGAAAUUAUGGAACCGGAACCACCACCUCGUAUUCCACAUAUCCAACUGAGUAUUCCACAACACCAAGCACGACUCCAAGCACGACUUCAAGCACAACUCCUAGCACGACUUCAAGCACAACAUCAAGCACAACUCCAAGCACGACUUCAACCACAACUCCAACAACCACAACUCCUGCAGCAAGUCAGCUUAAUCGACUUAGCGCAUUGACAAGUGCACCCCUUGCACUACUAAAUCAGAGUGUUGACACCGGUACCGCACUCACAGAGACUACCACCUCAUAUCCCACAUAUUCAAAUGGGUAUUCCACGGCAUCAACCACAGCUCCAACCACGACUUCAACCACGACUUCAACCACUACGUCAACCACAACUCCAUCAACCACAACGCCUGCAGCACUUCAGCUUAAUCGACUUAGCGUACUGUCAAAUACACCCAGUGUCCUUCUGAAUCAGCUUGACGUCGUCGAAACCGCAACCACAGACCCCACCACCUCGUCUUCCACACAGUCAACUGAGUCUCCCACAACUUCAAGCACGACAGAAGCUUCCGAUCCGGUCGCUGAAUGGAAGCUUCUCAUCAAUUUCGAUAGCUCUCCUGGCACGGGCUUUGUCUCUCAAAAGGCGCCCUGUAAAAAUUUAAAGAUUGGCAUAGCCAUUGGCUCAUAUAAAAACUUAGGGCAGACAUGUUUAACAUCCUAA